Molecule: messenger RNA, 770 nt
Organism: Penaeus monodon (black tiger shrimp)
Lineage: Eukaryota; Metazoa; Arthropoda; Malacostraca; Decapoda; Penaeidae
Product: WAP four-disulfide core domain protein 5-like
Exons: 5
Coding region: 159-512 (117 amino acids)
Cellular component (GO): extracellular region
Molecular function (GO): peptidase inhibitor activity
Source: RefSeq, a predicted model, not a curated record
UUCGUGCGUGUGUUUCGUUGAUACCUGUAAAAGCCUUCUGGACGUGAGGUUCACAACUGGCGGAGACGCGUCUGCGUUAACAUCUCUGCAGCUCUUGGUCGCAUUUCACGGGAGCAAAGCUUUUUGUUGCUCUAGUUUCGUCUCAUAUCUGGAUCAAUAUGAAGAUUGUGUUGCUUCUUGCUCUUGCUUUACCGAUGGUAGUUGCAACGAGAGGCCCGCUAAAGCCCGGAUGCCCGAACCCGGAUCAAGGUAGGCAGUGCCUGCUCUACCAUGACCAGUGCCAGACGGAUUGGGACUGCGAAAAAGAAGGAAAAGGCGACAUAUGCUGCCUGAUAAAUGGCUGCGGAAAGGAGUGCGUGACACUGAAAAUGAACCCAAGAUGCCCCGACCCUGCAAGUUACGGCUUGAACUGCUUCGCUUACAUUCACCAGUGCAACAUCGACCGUGAGUGUAGGGGCAGACAGAAGUGCUGUCUCGUGGCCGGAUGUGGCAGGAGUUGUCAGGAAGUCUAAGCGCAGAGUUCCUCGCCUGGGCAGUGCAAGAGCGAUGGCUUCAGUUGCAGACACAUGACAUAAAUGUAUCUUUCUUCAGGAUUUAUAUCAGUGGUUUACUUCUUUUGAAUUCCAUAUGGCUUGUAGUUCGUUAAUUUUUUGGGGAAAAAGAAAAUGCUUUGUGUUCUGUUUUUAAUUUUACUAGUGUAUGCUUGAGGUAACUAAAUUCAUGUGUAAAAUCUAAGGAAAUAUGUAAGCAAAUAAACCCUCUACUCACUC